AUGACAUGGAAUCUAACACACAAGGUAGAUCUCUUACUUUACCAGAUCUACUUCUAUAGCUUGCUGAAGAUUGGCUUUUCAUCCUUGCAGGACAUUGGCAGUGUUGCAGAGUCCUGGGGCCAAACAGCUGAAAUUGAAGACGCACUCAGUUUCACAGCGCGAAUCCCAGAUUUCCCCGAGAUGAUGAACAGAGUGAUCAAAACAACGCCAAAUGAUGGCAUCAUCGAUUGGAAAAUGGUGUGGAGAGAUCCUCAAAUGACAUGGUCCUCUCCCGAAGGCCGAGUCAUCCAGCUUGGAGAUAGUGCACAUACAUUUCUGCCUAGUUCAGGGAAUGGAGGCACCCAGGCAGUUGAAGACGCGAUUUCUUUGACUACCUGCCUGCAGAUCGCAGGAAAGAGCAACAUUCCAGGGGCUGUAGAAGUCCAUCACAAGCUCAGGCAAAUGGCUUGGCAGCACGAUGCAGAGGACUAUGCAUAUGAGAAUUAUGGGAAAGCACUUCGCCAUCUUCUUACAGACGAACCUUUUCAAAACACGGACAUCCCUCCAAGAUAUAUCUACAAACCCUGGAGCAUCCAGGAGCUCUUGUCGAUUGAAGGAGAGCCAAAGGACGUAGAAGUUGACGGCGACUGGUCCUAG
This is a messenger RNA of Letharia lupina, 636 nucleotides long. RefSeq lists its product as uncharacterized. The coding region runs from base 1 to 636 and encodes 211 amino acids. Gene Ontology annotation, molecular function: FAD binding; monooxygenase activity. The transcript is spliced from 2 exons. The record is from RefSeq and is a predicted model, not a curated record. Gene Ontology annotation, biological process: secondary metabolite biosynthetic process. Lineage: Eukaryota; Fungi; Ascomycota; Lecanoromycetes; Lecanorales; Parmeliaceae.